AUGCAAGUAAACGGGGUACACAAGAGGAGGAGAAAGACAGAGGAGGAGACAGAGGGGGAGACAGAUACCACAGAAAGCCGCAAUAGAAGAAAACGCAAACAGAGCGAACACAAAAAGGGUUUAGGGGCCCCCGAGGGUUUGGGGGCCCCCGAGGGUUUGGGGCCCCCCGAGGGUUUGGGGGCCCCCGAGGGUUUGGGGGCCCCCGAGGGUUUGGGGGCCCCCGAGGGUUUGGGGGGCCCCAAGGAAGACAGUGAAGGAGAUGAGAGCGAGGAGGAGGAGUGGAUCCCGGAAGCUGCAUUUGAGGCCUCUCUACGCGCAAUACCCAAAACAAUACCCUUUUGGGGGGCCCCCCGGUCCUUCACUCUGAGCGUCGCCUUGCCGGCCUCCAUCAUAGCCAAUGCACAGCUGCAGCAGUGA
This is a messenger RNA of Eimeria mitis, 417 nucleotides long. RefSeq lists its product as uncharacterized. Bases 1 to 417 code for a protein of 138 amino acids. The transcript is spliced from 4 exons. The record is from RefSeq and is a predicted model, not a curated record. Lineage: Eukaryota; Apicomplexa; Conoidasida; Eucoccidiorida; Eimeriidae.